This is a messenger RNA of Physeter macrocephalus (sperm whale), 1496 nucleotides long. RefSeq names its product growth-regulated protein homolog beta. The transcript has 4 exons. Gene Ontology annotation, biological process: immune response; defense response; chemotaxis. Gene Ontology annotation, cellular component: extracellular region. Gene Ontology annotation, molecular function: chemokine activity. Lineage: Eukaryota; Metazoa; Chordata; Mammalia; Artiodactyla; Physeteridae. The record is from RefSeq and is a predicted model, not a curated record. Bases 64 to 378 code for a protein of 104 amino acids.
CCGCUCCGCCAGCCCUCCAGCCCGCCUUCCCACCGCAGGCAGAGACACUCCGAGCUGAACCCCAUGGCCCGCGCCGCGACCCCCGCCGCCCCCCGGCUCCUCCGCGCCGCGCUGCUGCUCCUGCUAGUGGUGGCCGCCGACCGGCGCGCAGCAGGGGCGCCUGUGGUCACCGAACUGCGCUGCCAGUGCCUGCAGACCUUGCAGGGGAUUCACCUCAAGAACAUCCAGAGCGUGAAGGUGACGCCCCCGGGACCCCACUGCGGCCAAACGGAAGACGUAGCCACUCUCAAGACUGGUCAGGAAGUUUGUCUCAACCCUGAAGCUCCCAUGGUUAAAAAAAUCAUCAACAAGAUGCUAAACAAGGACAGUGCCAACUGAUCUAGAGAGCUGGAGAGGCUUACUGGCUACUACUGCAGCCUUAGUGGAAUCAAAGUGAAAGAAGAGAAACAAAUAGCUCCUGGGGCCACCUGGACUGUGUCUAAUGUUUUUGCUUGUUUCUUAUGAGAGUUCUUCUAUUUAUUUACAUAUGUAUUUAUUUAUUUAUUUUUCAAAGCCUGUAUAUUACUAUUCUAUCUAAUAUUUAAAGGUAUGAAUGUGUUUGGCAAUUCUCUGUACUGUUAUUUUAAAAGGUCAUUUUUACAUUAAAUCAAAGUUCAGUGCUGACUGUUAUUUAUUUGAAAGUGAUGUGUUUUAAAUGUUUUUCAUUCAUAAAACUAUUGUGGUUUAUUUUUGGCCGGAUACCACACUGUACCAUCCAUGGUGAUAAAACCUGGAGACAAUAGGGGGGAUCCAAACAAAUAGAUCACUGUUAAGGUAGGGGAAUGUAUUUUUACAUUUACAUUGUGUAUUGAUGAGAAGAUCGUCAGUUGCUGAUGAUCUAUUUAUGGAAAUAGUUUCACCAUCUGUGGUCAACAUUUUUGAUGCUGAAACUUUAAAAAUGACAAUGUUCUAAAUAUCCCUUGGACAUUUUAUGUCUUCCUUGUUAGGCAUAAUGCCUUGUUUCAUGUUAAUUAUGCAGUAUUUUUCUCUGUCUUGGAAUAGAGAAGUUUAAAUAUUUAUUGAUGUAUCUUUAUAAAUAUCAUGAAAAUAAAGGCCUUUACAAAAAUUUUUGCUUAGGUUUCUUUUGUACUUCUUGACCUUUUUUUUCCCCUCCUGCCUACCCAGCACUUGGAUUUUCUAUUGCUGCUGUAACAAAUUAUUACAAAUUCAGUGAUUUAAAAGCAUACGAACUUAUUCUCUCACAGUUCUGGAAGUCAGAAGACCAAAAUUAGUUCCACUGGACUAAGGUCAAGGUGUCCGCAGGGCUGUCUCCUUCUGGACGCCCUAGGAGGUCCUUCUGGAGUCAAUGGAGAAGCCAUUGCCUUGAUCCUUUUAGCUUCCGGAGGGCAUCUGUAUAUCAUAGCUCAUGGCCAUCUUCCUGUGUCUUCAAAGCCAUCAACAUAGCAAAGCCAUCAACCUAACCUCUUCAGAUCUCUUUCUAGGGCAGCAAAUUUUGU